Centruroides sculpturatus (bark scorpion) is the source of this 3404-nucleotide messenger RNA. RefSeq lists its product as uncharacterized. Bases 1 to 681 code for a protein of 226 amino acids. NCBI's taxonomy places the organism in Eukaryota, Metazoa, Arthropoda, Arachnida, Scorpiones, Buthidae. The transcript has a single exon. The record is from RefSeq and is a predicted model, not a curated record.
AUGGUGCAUGGACCUUGUGGAGAUCAAAAUAUAACAUCACCAUGUAUGAAAAACAGUAUUUGUUCAAAAAAAUACCCUUGGCAUUUCAUCAACAAUACCCAGACUGGAGAGGAUGGGUAUCCAGUAUAUCAUCGCCGUGACACUGAAAAUGGAGGUCGGAAUACUACCUUGAACAUCAGAGGAAGAACGGUUACUAUAGACAAUAGGUGGAUUGUCCCGUAUUCCGCAAUAUUGUGUCGAUCAUUUAACAUCCACAUUAACGUGGAAUACUGCCAUUCAGUUCAGGCAAUCAAAUAUAUAUGUAAAUAUAUAAAUAAAGGAUCGGACCAAGCUACUUUCAGCAUCAGAAAUCCGCAUGACAAAGUAGAAAACUAUUUAAAUGGCCAGUACAUAAGUACAUCAGAAUCUGUUUGGAGAAUAUUAGAAUUUCCGAUCCACAACCGGUAUCCUACUGUCGUGCAUUUGGCCGUACACUUAGAAAACUGUCAAAGGGUGUACUUCAUGGCAGGAAUGGCACAACAACUUGCCCAAAACCCACGCAAAACCACUUUGAGCUCUGCAACACGGACAAAUUUGCAAAAACUCUAUUGUACCACAAAGUCCCAUCCUAUCAUACGUGGGCUAAUAACAAAUUUUCAAGAAGAAGGCGUGGUCAAAAUGUUGAUGGGCAUCCAGGCAUAAAGAAAGACAUUGCUUCGGGAAGAAUACAUGGCGUACAUCCUUCUCAAUCUGAGUGUUUUUAUCUUAGAAUGUUACUGCAUCAUGUACGUGGUCCAACCUCAUUCGAGGACUUAAAAACUGUAAAUGGAGUUGUCAAAGAAACAUAUCAAGCAGCUUGUGAAGAUAGAGGUUUGCUCGAAACUGAUGAUCAUUGGGAAAAUACUUUGAGAGAAGCUUCAAUUUUGCAAUGUCCAAUAAAGCUGAGGGAGUUGUUUGUAGUCAUUCUACUAGUUUGUCAGCCAUCUGAACCAUUAAAAUUGUGGGACAAGUUCAAAGAUUUUUGUGAAGACAACAGACAGAAUUCGACACCAAAAUCAGGAUUUUACUUUGCCUUUCAAUGACAAUAUGUACAACGAAGGUUUGAGACAAAUCGAUAAUAAGCUAUUGGAAUUGAAUGACAAAAGUUUAAGUGAUUUUGGAUUACCCUCUCCUUUUCGUUCAUGAAAUGAUGCGAUGGGUACAAUGCUGUUACGUCAGUACAAUGUCAGUGAGUUGAUAGAUUUUGUCAAUGAAAAUUUGCCAAAAUUAGUCACAGAUCGAUUACAGGCAUUUGAUACAAUAAUUGACAGUGUGAUGAAUAAUAGAGGCAAAAUAUUUUUUUGGACUCCCCAGGAGGCAUGGGAAAGACAUUCCUCACCAACUUAUUACUAGCACAAGUAAGGCAAUCUGGAAAAAUAGCCAUCGCAGUCACUUCUUCAGGGAUUACUGCUACUCUAUUGAGCGACGGGAAAACUGUACACUCCACAUUCAAACUCCCAUUAUCAGCAUCUCUGGAGCAACAAUCUGUAUGUUCCAUAUGCAAAAACAGGCCUCUUGGCAAAUUGUUACAGGAUGUGUCACUGAUAAUGUGCGACGAAUGCACCAUGAGUCACAGAGCCCAUGUUGAAGCUGUGGACUGAACAUUAAAGGACCUUAGAAACUCUGGCGCCAUUAUGGGGGAGUUACUUUUGUGUUUGCUGGUGAUUUUUGGCAGACACUCCCUGUAGUUACAAAAGGGACGUGUGCAGAUAUCAUCAAAGCAUGCCUUAAAUCAUCUUCCUUAUGCAGUUCCAUUCAAAACCUGAACUUGCGAACUAACACGAGGGCCUAUCUUAGCAGAGUCACACAUAACGACUUCCCACAACAACUACUCAAACUUAGGGAAGGAGUUUUUCCUUCUCCAAAUUUGAGCACUAACUGUGCUGACAUCUUUCUAAAUGAGAUACUAUGUUGGAUAGUCCAUAGUCUGCAGCAUCUUAUAGAUGCAGUAUAUUCUGGCCUCAAAAAUUUACUUGAAAGAGACUUUCAUUGGCUGUGUUCAAGGGCAAUAGUAUCGCCUAGGAACAACAUUGUCAAUGAAAUCAACAAUCUAAUUAUACAAAAAGUCCCCAGCCAAAUCAAAAACUAUAAGUCAAUUCACACAGUCACCAAUAUCAAGGAUGCAGUCCACUAUUCACAAGAAUUUUUAAAUUUGCUUAAUCCUUCUGGCUUGCCAUCUCACGAACUACCAUUAAAAGUCAGUACACCUAUUGUGAGGCCCCAGAAAUUGCCCCCACCCCAAAAGAAAAAUGUGUAAAAAUUUGUUAAUUUAAAUCGUCAAGAAAACAAAUUAUAUAAGCGUCGAAACGGCAACACCGGACUUUGAUGUCGAUGCUCAUAAAGAGUAGAAGGAAAAACAAAAUUUUAGAUAUAAAAGAAGAAAAUUUAAAAUAAUAAAGUUAAAACACAGUUCAGAAAGCAUAACAAAACUAAAAAAAAUAUCAAAAUGAUCAUAGAUGUCAUAGUCAACAAUUAAACGCGAUCAGAGUCUAAAAGAUGGUGUCCGAUAAACCAUCUCCAGCCGACCUUUCCUGCGAACUAUACGAAGCUCCAUUUACACCUGGAGACAGGUGGAAGACCAAUUAGAAAGCAAUGAUGUCUGUCCAAUUAGCAACAAGUCAAUCUCGAAAAACUUAUAAAAACACCGAUUCCAAGGACAACGGGACUUCCACUAAAGUCCCCUGUUGAGUACACCUGUGGUGUUCAUCAUCCUCUUCUUUGGUGCUUCCACUCGCUGCUAUCUUGUGACUGUUCAACUCUGAACUUUAACACGCCAUCGCCCCAGGGCUCCUCUCCAGCUUCACGGAAAGAAAAACAUCAGUCAUCCAAUCGAUAGGACCAAAGACAUCUUAAAGUUUUAAAUCGAAGGAUCUUUACCUGAAAAUAUGUAAGCAUUUUCGACAAGAAUAAAUGGUUUUUCUGUGAAAUACUUGUCUUUUGCUGUCUCUUAAAACCACCACCCACAUACACUUAGACCUUAGAGCUAUACCAACGGUAGGGAAUAAAAAUCUCCCCCCCAAUCGGCAUCCUUACACUAUCAUGCUUUUAAGAAAUUUAAGCCCUCCUAACAUGUGCAAUGGCACAAGGCUACUAAUUAAAGACUUAAAAGACAACUUAAUUGUGGCGACCAUCCUCACUGACCCUGCAGCCAGCCAGCUGGCAAACAUCCCAAGGAUUCCAAUGAUUCCCACAGACUUUCCGAUAUCUUUCAAACGACUGCAAUUUCCUGUGAAAACAUCGAUUGCGAUGACUAUUAAUAGGUCCCAGGGGCAAACCUUCUCUUUGGUUGGAAUUGACCUACGAAAAGAGUUUUUUUCAUUGCCAACUAUAUGUUGCUUUAUCAUGAGUUGGAACUCCAGAGAAACAGUACAUUUUGCUACCAAAAA